UCGGGAUUUUCAGGAGACGGCUACAGAACGCUCUAAAGAAGUGGGCAAUGGCCGACGAAAGCAUAUGGAAAAUAAAACGCCACAAGGCUCCCUUGUUUUUGCGGAACGUCUCCAAUCAGCGGGAGCGGCUGCUUCCGCUUUGGCUGCCUCGGAACAGGCGCCGGGGCUCCCGACUGCGCGCGCCGACCUCAGCUGCCGAUCAAAAGCAGGCGGACGGCCGGUCAGGUGAUCAGGAGACGGCGAGAAGCGCGUGUGUUUUUUAUUUUACCACUGGAAUCGACGCCAGCGGUCCCGCAAGUGAGGAUUGUGUGGUCGUCAUUAAGCGGGUGGCUUGAUUUUUCACCUGAGAAGUAUUGAUUCACCAGUCAUGAUGCUUGUUACUUCCUCCUUUCUUCUGGCCUUUGUCUCUUUGUCCAUGGCUCUGGAUAAUGGGCUCUUGAGAACACCCCCAAUGGGAUGGCUGGCAUGGGAGCGAUUUCGUUGUAAUGUGGAUUGCAAGUCAGAUCCCCACAACUGCAUCAGUGAGAAGCUCUUCAUGGACAUGGCGGACUGUAUGGCAACCAAUGGUUGGAGGGAGUUGGGCUAUGUGUACGUGAAUAUAGAUGACUGCUGGAUGGCAAAGGAGAGAGAUGCAUCAGGACAGCUGAUUCCAGAUCCUGAGAGGUUCCCAAGAGGAAUCAAAGCCCUGGCAGAUUAUGUCCAUGCACGGGGUCUGAAACUUGGCAUUUAUGCUGACAUAGGUAGCCACACUUGUGCAGGGUACCCGGGCACCACAUUAGACCACAUUGAACAAGAUGCAUUAACAUUUGCACAGUGGGGAGUGGACAUGCUGAAGCUAGAUGGCUGCUACUCAAUAGCAGUGGAACAGGCCCUAGGUUAUCCUCGAAUGUCUAGGGCUCUGAAUGCAACAGGCCGUCCUAUUUCCUAUUCCUGUAGCUGGCCAGCCUAUCGAGGAGGACUUCCACCCAAGGUGAACUAUACUCUCCUAGCAAACAUAUGUAAUCUCUGGCGAAAUUAUGGUGACAUACAAGAUUCUUGGGACAGUGUCCUUUCCAUUGUGGAUUGGUUCUCAGCCAAUCAGGAUGUUCUUCAGCCAGUGGCUGGCCCAGGCCAAUGGAAUGACCCAGACAUGCUCAUUAUUGGAAACUUUGGUCUCAGCGAUGAACAGGCUCAGUCACAGAUGGCCUUAUGGACCAUAAUGGCUGCUCCCCUUUUCAUGUCCACUGACCUUCGUGUUAUUUCUGAGAGAGCCCAAAAGAUUCUGCAAAACAAGCUAAUGAUCAAAAUUAACCAAGAUCCCCUGGGAAUCCAAGGUCGCAGAAUCCUUCAGGAAAAAUCUCACAUAGAUGUAUUUUUGCGACCACUUUCCCACUCGGCCAAUGCUCUGGUUUUCUUCAGCCGGAGGACAGACAUGCCUUACCGCUACACCAGUUCCCUAGCCCAACUCAAUUUUACACAGAAUGUUGUAUAUGAGGCACAAGAUGUGUAUAGUGGACAGAUCAUCAGUGGCCUGAAAGUUGCUGACAAUUUCACUGUUGUCAUUAAUCCCUCUGGAGUAGUCAUGUGGUAUCUCUACCCUAUUGUGUACCUGGACCAGCCUUCCAGCUUCUUAAAACAACAGCCAGAAGCCAAGAAGUUUCAUCCCUUCUCCCUGUGGAAUCCAAAGGCCAAAUAGGUCAGAAUCUGGUAUGAUCAUUCUGCAAGCCAUGGGGGCAGUGCUCCCUCCUGAUAUAGCUAUCAGUGCCUCAGACUUGAAGGGGGAAAAAAAGACUGCAAAUGGUGAUGACUUUUACAUAGCUAAAUGUGAAUACCAAGAUAAUGUGCCAUGUUUCCCCGAAAAUAAGACAGGGUCUUAUAUUACUUUUUGCUCCAAAAAUGCAUUAGGGCUUAUUUUCA
This is a messenger RNA of Pogona vitticeps (central bearded dragon), 1896 nucleotides long. RefSeq names its product alpha-N-acetylgalactosaminidase (gene NAGA). Gene Ontology annotation, biological process: oligosaccharide metabolic process; glycoside catabolic process. Lineage: Eukaryota; Metazoa; Chordata; Lepidosauria; Squamata; Agamidae. Gene Ontology annotation, cellular component: cytoplasm. The record is from RefSeq and is a predicted model, not a curated record. Gene Ontology annotation, molecular function: alpha-galactosidase activity.